CCUUGCUCCUGUUGAGGGCGCCGGGGUCUCUCCAGCGCCCGUUUUAAAAACUAGAAUUCGUCUGUACGCCACGGGAGGUGCCUCUCUCGGCGCCGUUUCCCGCGGUUUCCCACUGCAGUAGACGCGAAGUAGCGCACCGGACGCCUUUUCGUCGUGCUCAGUCACUCCCCACACCGCGGACCAGAACGUUCGCCGGUUUCGUGCCUCUUUGCUGCGUUUUAAGCAUUCUUAGACUCCUUACCAGUUUCGUCCUUGCAUUGGGAGUUCGAACUUCGUUGAUCCUGUCUGUCCGUGCUUCUCUGAGGGAGAAACGAACGGAUUUGUCUUCCCCCAACCCCCGCCGCCACAGCGCGGUCCCUGAGUUUUCUUGCUGUCUCUUGGUUACAUUUUCCAAGCACCGCCAAAGGAAUCUCAGCCAGCGAAUUCGAGGGAAUGCCACCGAAUCCAUUGCCAUAGUAUGAAUUUACUCCUUUGAUCUUCCAUUCACCCCCCGCCGUCGUCGUGCACGGUCCCCGACUUGCGCAAAAGUUCCUUUCCCGCACAAAGCUGCUUCAGUGCGUCUUCCAGGAUGGCGCCGAAGAAGAAAGGCGGUCGAGGUGGACGGCGCGGUGGCCUGUCCAGUGACGAGGAGUUCGAAGCAAAGAAGCCGACGCCCGUUCCAGCUGCGGAUUCCACCGACUCGGAGUCGUCGAGCGAGGACUCCAGCGAGGACGAGCGUCCCCGGCGCGGUGCCAGCAGAUUCGCCCUCGCCGUUUCCAGCAGCGAGUCUGACAGUGACAGUGAGAGCGAAAGCGCCAGCGGAAGUGAGAGUGAAAGUGAGAGUGGAGGCGGCAGCGAGAGUGGAAGCGAGCGCGAGGACAAGUCGAAGGCGCGUGAUGGCAAGGCCGCUCCGAAGCAGGCGGGGAGGAAGGUCGAGUCUUCGUCCUCUGCAGACGAAAAGGAAGCCGAGUCGAGUGACGAGGAAUCGAAGAACGCGAAGGGAGGAGGCAAAAGGAAGUCCGAACGCGAGUCCGAUAAUUCAGACGAGGAGCUAAAGACAAAGGCGCAGCCGUCUCGACCCCAAGGGAAGGCGAAGGCUUCGCCCAAAAAGGCCCAAGGAAAGGGGAAAAAGGGGAAGCAGGUAGAUGAUGACGACUUGGAUGCUGUUCUUGAGGAAGUCGGAGCAAGUGUGCCUGGGAAGGCGGAGUCGCCUGCGGUAGCAGAGAAGGGCAAGAAGGGCAAGAAGGACAAAAAGGAAGCUGACGACCUCGAUGAUCUCCUUGCAGAGUUGGAAAGUCCAGCGAAAAAGGGAGCGUCUCCGGUGGCUGCCGCCGCUGCGGCUCCUGUUACAGUCGAGAAGCCGGCUGUUUCCGAUGAAGAGGCAGAAGGCCGUGGAGCUGCUCCUGGCGGUUUGACGAAGAAUCAGUUGAAAAAGCAGAAGAAGAAGCAGGCAGCUCAGAAGAAAGUCGCUCAGAAGAAGGACGACAGCGACGACGAAACCAAACCGGCACCCCCCGCGAAAAAAGGCCCUCUGAGUGCUGCCGCGCGAGCGGCGCAGGAGCGUCUUCGACUUCUCAAGGAAGAGGAAGAACGUCAAAAGAAGGAGGAAGAGGAGCGGAAGCGCCAGGAGGAAGAACAGAGGAAGCGAGAAGAGGAGGAGGAGAAGAGACGGCAAGAGGAGCGCGCACUGAGAGAGCAGAGACGAGCUGAGAGGAAGCAGCGUUUGAAGGAAGAAGGGAAGCUGCUGAGUUCCAAGGAGAAGAAAGAGAGGGAGCGACAGCAAGCCUUUCUGCGACAGCUCCAAGAAAAGGGCGUCGUACUUGGCGAGGAUCAAAGCGAGACAAGCCACAAGAAGAAGAGCUCGCGCGCCGUGGACGGAAAGAAGAAGAAGAAGAAAGAGAAGACAGAGACACCGGAGGAUGCCGAGGAAGCGGAGUCCUCCCGAAGACGCGAAGAAGAACCGAGAGAAGAAGAGAAAAAACGCAAAGAGGAAGAGCCAGCUCAUGAAAACUGGGAGGAGUUGUUGGACGAAUUAGACGACGACGGCGACUCUCCGGACGCGAAGACGAACACCGAGAAGGAGCAGCAAUCACAGAAAGUGAAGAAGGGAGGGGCGAACGCGCGGCAGAGAGCCGCCAUGGAAGCAGCUGCAGCGGUCGAGGCCGCUGCGGCUGCUGAGAAGAAGGCCCAAGAAGAGGCUGCGGAGAAAAAAAAGAAGGAAGUCGAGCUCAGGUCUCCCAUCGUCUGCAUUCUGGGCCAUGUCGAUACAGGAAAGACGAAACUUCUGGACAAGAUACGACACACGAACGUCCAAGACAACGAGGCGGGAGGAAUCACUCAACAGAUCGGUGCGACGUAUUUCCCUCCCGAGGCUCUUGUGGAACAGUGCAGAAAGUUCAGCAAGGCCGAGCUUCGUUUGCCAGGCCUGUUGAUCAUCGACACACCGGGGCACUCGUCCUUCACAAAUCUGCGCGCGCGGGGGUCAUCUCUCUGCGACCUGGCCAUCGUCGUCGUAGACAUCAUGCAUGGAAUGGAGCAGCAGACUCGCGAGUCUCUUGAGUUGCUGAAGCAGAAAAAAUGUCCGUUCAUCAUCGCGCUGAACAAAAUCGAUCGCCUGUACGGGUGGAACAGCAUUCCAUGGCAGCACGACAUUCCGAAGCAUCUCGCGUCGCAAGGGCCUUCGACGAGAGACGAAUUUGACAGGCGCGCCAUGGAGGCCAUCACUCAGCUGCAAGAGGAAGGCUUCAACUGCCGGCUGUACUGGGAGAACGAAGACGUGAGGAAGAACGUCUCUGUCGUACCAACGUCGGCCGUCACGGGCGAAGGCGUUCCCGAUCUGCUGAACUUAGUCGUUCAGGUUAACCAGACCUUGAUGCAGAGAACCAUUGCCAAGGAAGCUGUCGACAGCCGACUCGCGAGAGGUGAUCGACAACUCCAGUGCACCAUUCUGGAGGUGAAAGCGAUCGAUGGCUUGGGUACGACGAUCGAUGUGAUUCUCGUUCACGGGACGCUGUACGAAGGAGACAAGAUUGUGGUGUGUGGGAUGAGCGGGCCGAUCGUCACGACGAUCCGCGCGCUGCUGACGCCUCAACCGCUGAAGGAGCUUCGCGUCAAGGGGGAGUACAUCCAGCAUGCUUUCAUCCAAGCGGCCAUGGGAGUGAAGAUCUCUGCGCCGAACCUGGAAGAGGCGGUGGCAGGCACGAGUGUGUUUGUCGUGGAAGAAGACGACGACAUCGAGGAUUUGAAGGAAGAAGUCAUGAGCGACAUGGGAUCCAUUUUCAAGUCUGUCGAUCGGACCGGAAGCGGCGUGUACGUCAUGGCAAGCACUCUCGGGAGUCUGGAAGCGCUUCUCGUCUUUUUGCAGGAGAGCAAGAUCCCUGUCUUCGGAGUCAACAUAGGCACAGUCCAGAAGAAGGAUGUGAAGAAGGCGAGUAUCAUGAGGGAGAAAGGUCGACCGGAUCUGUCCGUUAUCCUUGCGUUCAACGUCAAAGUUGACCCCGAAGCGGAGAAGGAAGCGAAGACCCUCGGCGUCAAGAUCAUGACAGCUGAGAUCAUUUAUCACCUGUUCGACGAGUUCACUGCGUAUUUCCAGAGCAUGAAAGAAGAGAAAAAGAAGGCCGUUGCACAGGAGGCGAUCUUCCCGUGCAUCUUGGGAGUCUUGCCGCAGUACAUUUUUAACAAGAAAGACCCGUUAAUUCUCGGCGUCGUUGUCGAAGAAGGAAUCCUCAAAGUCGGGACACCCCUCUGCGUUCCUGAUAAAGGGGAUCUGCGUAUCGGUCGCGUGGUGUCUCUGGAGGUGAACAAGAAGCCUUGCGACAAGGCAACGAAGGGCCAGGAGGUGUGUGUAAAGAUUGCUGGAGAACCGACGGUGAUGAUUGGUCGACACUUCGACGCGAAAAACAAGCUUGUUAGUCGCUUGACGAGAGACUCCAUCGACUGUUUGAAGGAGCAUUUCCGCGACGAAAUGUCAAAGGACGACUGGAAGACGGUUAUCCAUUUGAAGAAGAUUCUUGGCAUCCAGUAGAGACUUUCAGAAAAAACGUGAACUGCGCGUUUCUCGUGCGCCGCGGGAACUGUUUUGCGGGGAGUGAUCUGGGCAUUUUGUGAGUUUCGUAAAUGCAUUGCUCCGGGAAGAAGAAAGUACGUUUGCAUGCAACGCGUAUUUCUCUCCAAAGUCUUCUGCUCUUCUGACAAAGUGACUUUUGAAGGCCGCCUUUUCCUGGCCCCUGUGCGUCGAACCUUGCGCUUCAAUCCUGCGUGCAUGCGUCUGUGUCGACUUAUAUAAAUAGAUGCUGUAACCAUAUAUAGAUAUACAUAAGAAUAACGGUUUUUUCGAGGUAGAAGAGCAGCGGCUUUCUUUCACGAGAGGCGGGGACGUUCGAAUCUUCAGAAGAACCGCUUGUGGUGAUGUGCCAGGUGGUUGCGAGAGAUCGGCGAAACGUUUUUGCGGGGGACGGCAUGCUCCGACGCUGCCGCAUUGUGUUGAGAGGAAACGGGUUCCUUUUCAAGAAAUGCGAUUUUUGAGACUUUUCCGCGACAUUCUGGCAGUGCUUUCGUCGCCUCGGAAGCAGGAAGCAGUUUCGCAGAUUCGUGUCUCUUCUGCAUGCGCAGAAUUCCGAGUCGAUGCAGAGCUCCCGACCUCAGCGGCAGAUGGCGGUCUUGCAUGUGUACAUGAAGGCCGGAAAUGCACGCGGGGACGUUAAAUCGAGGGGAAAACCUUCCUCCAUCAGGGUAGCACAUGAAGGCGACAGUCGCCAGCAAAAGCGUUUGUGUAGGGAAGUCCCCAGACGCUCGCUUCCUGCACGCGUAGAUUGUCAUCGCGUUUUUAGCUGGCCAUGGCCAGCCGACAGUCCCGAGAGAGUCGAACGCGUUGCGCGCCGGCCUCAAACUCCCUCUCACCUGCCUCCGCCUUUCGGCUGAUAUCUGCCUCGAGUCUCGGGGGACACUGAAACGUUUGUGCACAGGAAGCCUCACAGUUUUUCCCCACACUCAGCAUCUGUCCCUCGCCUUCCAAGAAAGACGACACAGUUUGUGUUGACCUGAGUCCCGGCCCCCCCCGAGAAGAGAGACCCGAAGUGCAACGGCACUUCUGAAACUGCAUGCGCUGCGGCAUCCGAGAAAAACGCAUGCGUGCUUCGGAGCUCACAAGCGACGAUUCGAAGACACGACGUUUUGCAGGGGCUGAGAAGCGAAAAGAACGACGCUUCACAAAGGAUUUGCACCAGCCGUCUGGCCUGUGAAUCGCUCUGCACAGAUUCCUCUCGAAUUCACACGAUGACACGAUCUGGAAAGUGCAAGAAAGAUGUGAUAACAAAGUCGAACGUCGGUCUACAAAACAUACGCAAUUCGCGCAGACCCCUCGACGGCCAAAGGAUUCUCUGUGUACCCACGCUUUCCCUGAGAGAAAGACUGAAAAAAAUAAACCUCUGCAUGCACUGAAAAUCAAAUGCUUCUUCCCACUCGUGUGCGCCGUCGGCGUCUCUGCACGUUCGCCAGAGACGCAGACCAGCGCAGUUUCAGCUGUCUCCCUCAGCGUAAAAAACGC
This is a messenger RNA of Toxoplasma gondii ME49, 5524 nucleotides long. RefSeq names its product translation initiation factor IF-2, putative. NCBI's taxonomy places the organism in Eukaryota, Apicomplexa, Conoidasida, Eucoccidiorida, Sarcocystidae. The record is from RefSeq and is a predicted model, not a curated record. The transcript has 16 exons. Bases 569 to 4003 code for a protein of 1144 amino acids. Gene Ontology annotation, molecular function: translation initiation factor activity; GTPase activity; GTP binding.